UGGCCUGGCAAUUUCCACAACAGUUGCUAACGAUAGAACUUCCACCGCUUGCAGUAACCUAAGAAUAUACAGUUCACUGACACAGCUGUUUGACACAUUCAAGUUCGAGUGCCUUUGAUGAACCGUUCACUUGAAGAGCUCCUGGUAAAUACUGUCUCACGAAAAUCUUUCGUCAUGUCACAAAAACCGCGACCAAAGCGGCGAUUGUCUAACACACCAAAGUUUGCAGAGGAAACUUGUUAUUUUAAAAUGCUGCGAAAAACCAAGGAAAAGGCAGCAAAGCAGAAAGCUGACCAACUCAAAGAGGCAGAGCUGCUUGUGAGCAAGGAUUCGCCUACCUCCCGACGCCGAGGGAAGAUGCUUCAAAAAACUGCAGAAAAUAUAGAGAAAGAAGCGCUGGAGGAAUUUCAGUCCACAUUCAACGCACAUUUAGCGCAUCAAGCUGAAGUUACUUGCUAUGGUUAUGCUGCCAAUUCGCAUUCGAGUUUUGCCUCGUAAACUCUUAAGCGUGCUAAAUAAGUUUCAUAUCUACAAGUAAUUGCCGGAUCCAGGCGACGGAGCUAUGUUUUUUUAUUGUCAAUGUUUAAAAAGGAAAGCAUUUAUAAGAAAACCAGGUAUGGCAAUUAUUCCUGUAAUAAUUUGCAUUUGUCGACGUAUGCUAAAUUAGAGUAAGGUUUUCUUUACAUUUCAUCCAGAUUUUUGCACCCUAACUAGCCUUCUUUGAGGAUUUGAAAAGAGUCAUUUAGAGACUCAAUACAGUUUCGAGUUGAUGCAAUACAAUACUGUUGUUAUUCCUGGAGAGGUCGUUUUACCUCAUGAUUCAUAAUGGCAAUAUGUCGGAAGAAUUACACGACAAAUAAAGGAGGGCACGAAAGUACUUGGCUA
Molecule: messenger RNA, 885 nt
Organism: Pocillopora damicornis (cauliflower coral)
Lineage: Eukaryota; Metazoa; Cnidaria; Anthozoa; Scleractinia; Pocilloporidae
Source: RefSeq, a predicted model, not a curated record